AUGCAACCCGAACCAUCACCCGCAACGAGUGACUCAGACUCGGAGGAAGACUUCCCCGACCUUGUCGUAAUCCAGCCCGAAGAGAUCUCCGUGGCCAUCUUCUGUGCCCUUCCGUUGGAGUCCGUUGCUGUGCGAUAUAGUCUGGACCAAGCAUACAAGUGCCGACCGAAGUACAGCAACCGAAACCAGUACGUCUAUUCCUUCGGUCGGAUCGGCGAGCACAAGGUCGUUCUGGCUCGCCCUCAUCAAAUCGGACCCGUCAAGGCGGCACUAUGCGCAGCAGCCGUGAGCCACCAGUUCCCAAAUGUUCAGUUUGCGUUGAUGGUGGGCAUCGGCGCAGGUAUCCCCACCUUGCCCAAACGGGACAUCCGGCUGGGGGAUGUUGUGGUUGGCAUCCCUCAGGACGACCACCCUGGAGUCUUGGAGUACGACCUGGGUAAGUAUGAGAAGGACGGGUUCGUUCUGAAGGGUUCGCUUAACAAGCCACAUCCCAUGUUGAUCAGUGCGGACGGGUCUCUGAAGGAGGACGAGAUCAUGGGCCACAAUCCGCUCAGGAAGAUCUUGAGACCUUUGACCAAGAACCCGGGUUACGGACGACCAAAACUCCAUGACGUUCUUUAUGAUCCGACCUUUCACCACGUUAGCAAAGGGGGUGAUUGCAGUGCGUGCGAAGUCGCAACUGAGAGAAAGGCUGUUUCUCGUCCAGCUCGCACAAGCAAGCGCAAUUACCCAGUGGUUCAUCGAGGUCUGAUUCUUUCUGGUGGAGGUAUCAUCCAGAAUCCUGAAGAUCGCGAACGUCUGCGUCGAGGCUAUGACGAUGCUUUGUGCUUUGAGAAUUCCGCAGCUGGUGUUAUGGAUGCAAUUCCCUGCCUAGUGAUCCGAGGCAUAUACGACUACGCAGACACGCACAAACAAGACGGGUGGCAUCGGUAUGCUGCAGCUGCAGCUGCGGCGUAUUGCAAGGCCGUUCUCUGCAAGAUUGACGGCCCUGACGAGCCUGCUGUGACAGUGAAGAAGAAGACAGGUGACGCGCUCGAGGAAUGUGAGUCUGACGUGCCGUGCCAUGCUCAAUCUGGGGAUAUGGCCUGGUCGGAAGCCACGAGAACAAUACCUCCACGCAGGCUCUUGCCAAACUCGGAGCUUGCUUGUGACACGCUGUAUGAUUACCCAACAGCAUCAGCGUUAGACAGGCAAGUGCAUUGGUAUAACGGUGGAAACGCCUGAGCCAUGGGGACCUGAAAGCAGGAAGUGCCGCAAUAGCCGAUGACAGCUAUUGG
Molecule: messenger RNA, 1277 nt
Organism: Aspergillus homomorphus CBS 101889
Lineage: Eukaryota; Fungi; Ascomycota; Eurotiomycetes; Eurotiales; Aspergillaceae
Product: 5'-methylthioadenosine/S-adenosylhomocysteine nucleosidase family protein
Exons: 1
Coding region: 1-1224 (407 amino acids)
Biological process (GO): nucleoside metabolic process
Molecular function (GO): catalytic activity
Source: RefSeq, a predicted model, not a curated record